Molecule: messenger RNA, 1846 nt
Organism: Aegilops tauschii subsp. strangulata
Lineage: Eukaryota; Viridiplantae; Streptophyta; Magnoliopsida; Poales; Poaceae
Source: RefSeq, a predicted model, not a curated record
AUGACGAAGAAAAGACGUCAUCGCAGACGCAAUAGGAGCCAGGCAGCCAGCGUCCAGUCGAAGCCGAGGCACAGCCUCGUUGCUGACCGCGACGCUCCGCACAAGCAGUUUGAAAGUGUAAAUGCAUCACAGGAAGCAACUCACAACAAAGACACUGCUGGCAGCGAAGAAGACGGAGACAGGCUUAGCAAGCUGCCAAAUGACCUUCUGCUCAACAUUCUGGAGAGGGUGGACACGCUCGAUGCAGUAAGGGCCUGCGUCCUAUCCAAGCGAAUGCUCAAGCUCCCCGCCAUGCUCUCGCAGUUCUUCCUGAGCUGUAGUUCCAUUCCAGGUCACCAUGUUAGAACUCGUGUUUACGACGUCAGUGAAUUUGUCAGAACCAACACUGUUGUGGCUCAUGUAGCGGAUAACAUCUUGAGCACAAGGAGCCCGGAGAUUACCAUCAGCAAACUCAAAAUCAGAUUCAUCUUGAUGCAACCUGACUGUUACAUAAUUGGCAAAUCUGUCGCCCGUGCCAUGGCGACACAGAAGGUUGGCACAGCUGAGUUUGAGAUCGUAACAGAGAAGAUUCAUUUGAAGUGCUCUCCUGCCGAUCUCCGCCAUGCGAAGCAGUUCAAUGUUUUCGGUGCUUGUCCAGGUGCAUUUGCUAGCCUCAGGCGCCUGUGGCUGCGCAGUAUGAGGUUUGGUGAACUGGACAUACCCAAUAUCCUCAGCACUUGCAAGCUCCUGGAUUCUUUGCGUUUAUCCCAUUGUGACUCGGGGAUGAAUUCUUUGCUGCAACUAGAACAUGCUCAACUUACUGAGCUCGAGGUCGACUAUGGGAAAUUUGAGAUAGUUGAGCUGACAUGUCUACCAAAACUCCAACGGGUGAGCUAUAAGAGGUGGUUCUACUCUGAGAAAGAUCCCCUGUUAUUUGGUUUUGUACCACAUCUUUCAAAGCCGAGGCUUGCUAAAUCUGGCUCCCUAUCGACUAGGACUGUUGUGUUAAGUCAGCUCCUUGGUAAUGUUCCUUCCAUAAGCGAUCUGCAUCUGGAUUUUGAAAGUGAAAAGAUUUGGGUUCUGCCAGAAAGCCCGGAGCUGCUCAGACCUGUGCUUAGCAAACUACAGCUUGUGAUUCUGGACAAUCUUCCUGAAGGAUGUGAUUUAGCUUGGACAAUGUUUAUUCUUGAAGCUGCACCAUCCCUAAAAGAGUUGUGCAUCACAGUAUGGGAUCAUUGGUGCAAUAUGUUGAUGAGAGACAAAGAGUUUCGGGAGAGAAAUGGCUACUGUGAAAAGGUGGACGUGGAGUGGAAGCCACAUGCCCCUGAUUUCAAGCAUAAGAAUCUGGUUAAGCUCACCAUCUAUGGCUUCCAACCUGAUGACAUCUUUGUGGGAUUCAUCAGUUGUGUCAUGGAACAUGCGGUCAAUAUGGCGGAGAUAUGUCUGCACGACACGAAGGUAUGUCUGUGCUGUGGUGACGUGGAUCCAAAGGUGAAGUGCGCAUCCAGAUAUCCACGGAACGUUGAUGAGCGCAAGAAGAUCAUUGAAGAAUUGGGGAUUUCUUUGCCUGCUAUGGUUCACUUCCCGUCGUAAUAAUUGAAAAGAAAUGAGAUGUAUGACCUAGUAGUAGUUUGUAAGUUCUGUGUUCUAUGGUCUGUUGUUGGAAGGAGUUCAGGAAAUCCAUAAUUCAGUAGUUAUUGUGCUUGUACACUUGCUUUCCCUUAAAUUGAAGCUAUGUGAACUGUUGCCUAAUGGAGAAAAUAGGAGUAAAUUGCAAAAAACCACCACUAUUGGGGACACUAAUUCACAAAACCGCCACCAUUUGUUUUUUUUCGAAAAACCACCAACAUUGGGGUGACAGUUUUCA